AUGUCAUCGACACGCGCUGUUCUGGCUCUCUUCUAUAUGCUGCUAUUCAGCAUUGCCAUUGUUACAUCAGUGCCAAAUCGUAUUUUCAUGCGCUUUGGAAAGCGUAACGUCGAUCUAGCAGAAUUCCGUAACCCUCUACCUGCUGAAUACUUUCCAGUUGAACUAAUUGGGUAA
Messenger RNA from Haemonchus placei, 174 nucleotides. NCBI's taxonomy places the organism in Eukaryota, Metazoa, Nematoda, Chromadorea, Rhabditida, Trichostrongylidae. The record is from the annotation of a GenBank genome assembly.